This is a messenger RNA of Suillus subaureus, 504 nucleotides long. RefSeq lists its product as uncharacterized. The transcript is spliced from 2 exons. NCBI's taxonomy places the organism in Eukaryota, Fungi, Basidiomycota, Agaricomycetes, Boletales, Suillaceae. The record is from RefSeq and is a predicted model, not a curated record. The coding region runs from base 307 to 504 and encodes 65 amino acids.
GAUAUCGAGGAGGUCAUUAAUCUCUGCCCAGAAUCAUUGGCGGUUCUGUCUUCACUGCACUCGGGCAGGUAUGUCGUCUACAUGCGGCUGUAGGAAAUAUAUUUGUCUCGUUACCGGAUUCUACACGACCCUGCUGAUUUGUUACUUGCUAUAGAGAACUUCAGACUCGCAUCAAGACAUCCUACUCAAAAUUUUCCUUGGUAUAUCGGCAAGUCUAUUGACUGGGCUCACCAAGCCGAAGCCUAUCAUCAUGAAUUUGCCCUCGAAGCAUAUCAAAUGUGCUUUUAGCUUUUCGACGGCCAUGUGAUGACGCGGUCGUCGAUUAGCUCACGGCACGAGGCUGCAAGCGCCUUUCGCGGUGCACAAUCACUUCCUGUAGAUGCAGCCUCAUGUCCCAUACAUAUUGAACUUGUGGAGCAGGACCGUGGCCAGCAGUGGUCGCUGGCCUCUCGACUCAGGACUCCACUGGGAGACUUGAAGUCUACAAGUCCACAACUAGCUUAA